GCCAGGGCCUCUGUGCCCUGCAUCUAAUUUUAGGUCACCCCCCCUCCCUCUUUGGGUGUUUAUCAGCUCGGACGCCUCUUGCAAACAUGCCAGCAACCUUCCCAGCGGCCUGGAGGGAGCCUUCAGCUGUAGCAGGGCCAGUCUGCGGCUGGAGCACUGACCCCACCAUGGCAGGUGCCUCAGUGAAGGUGGCCGUGCGGGUCCGGCCUUUUAAUGCCCGGGAGAGCGGCCAGGAGGCAAGGUGCAUCAUCCAGAUGCAGGGCAAGAUGACCUGCAUCACCAAUCCCAAAACAUCCAAAGAUGCCUCCAAGAACUUCACCUUUGACUACUCGUACUGGUCCCACACCUCGGAGGAGGACCCACGGUUUGCCUCGCAACACCGGGUAUACCGGGACAUCGGGGAAGAGAUGCUGCUGCACGCCUUCGAGGGCUACAAUGUCUGCAUCUUCGCCUAUGGCCAGACUGGCGCCGGCAAGUCCUAUACCAUGAUGGGUCGGCAGGAGCCUGGGCAGCAGGGCAUCAUCCCCCAGCUGUGCGAGGACCUCUUUGCCCGCAUCAAAGCUGACCCGUCCCCUGAUGUGUCCUACUCGGUGGAGGUGAGCUACAUGGAGAUCUACUGUGAGCGUGUGCGGGACCUGCUGAGCCCACGGCGCGGGGGCAGCCUGCGGGUGCGAGAGCACCCCCUGCUCGGCCCCUACGUCCAGGACCUGUCCAAGCUGGCCGUCACUUCCUUUGAGGACAUCGCUGACCUCAUGGACUGUGGCAACAAGGCCAGAACGGUGGCUGCCACCAACAUGAAUGAGACAAGCAGCCGUUCGCACGCUGUGUUCACCAUCGUCUUCAGCCAGCGCCGACAUGACCAGCUCACUGGACUUGACACCGAGAAGGUGAGCAAGAUCGGGCUGGUGGACCUGGCAGGCAGCGAGCGGGCUGACUCCUCGGGGGCCACAGGCAUGCGGCUCAAGGAAGGUGCCAACAUCAACAAGUCACUGACAACGCUGGGCAAGGUCAUCUCCGCCCUGGCCGAGAUGCAAAACCCAAAGCGGAAGAAGGCCGAGUUCAUCCCCUACCGUGACUCUGUGCUCACCUGGCUGCUCAAGGAGAGCCUGGGGGGCAACUCCCGCACAGCCAUGAUUGCUGCACUCAGUCCGGCUGACAGCAACUAUGAGGAGACCCUGAGCACCCUCCGCUAUGCAGACCGCACCAAGCAGAUCCGCUGCAACGCAGUGAUCAACGAGGACCCCAACGCGCGGCUGGUGCGCGAGCUGCAGGCUGAAGUGGCACGGCUGCGUGAGCUGCUCUUCGCCCAGGGCCUGUCCGAUGGCCCUGGCCUGCCCGGUGUGAAGGUGGAGGAAGGCAGAGGUGCCCCGGCUGCCCCCACACUGCCCCUGGCGCCUGGCGCUGAGACCCAUGGCACCCUCAAUGGGGAGGCAGAGCCCUUCGCUGCCCUGCCGGGGCAGGCCAUGGGCACUGAGGAAGCCAUGGAGAGGCUGCAGGAAACAGAGAAGAUCAUUGCGGAGCUGAACGAGACCUGGGAAGAGAAGCUGCGGAAGACCGAGGCUAUUCGCAUGGAGCGGGAGGCACUGCUGGCUGAGAUGGGGGUGGCGUUGCGGGAGGACGGCGGUACCGUGGGGGUCUUUUCCCCUAAAAAGACCCCUCACCUGGUGAACCUGAACGAGGACCCCCUCAUGUCAGAGUGCCUGCUGUAUCACAUUAAAGAUGGGCUGACGCGGGUGGGGCAGGUGGGGGUCGACAUCAAACUGACAGGGCAGUUCAUUGCGGAGCAGCAUUGCAACAUCUGGAGCCGCACCACCACUACUGGCGAAGUGGUGGUGACACUGGAGCCGUGUGCUGGGGCCGAGACCUACGUCAAUGGGAAGCUGGUGACUGAGCCCCUGGUGCUCAAGUCAGGUAACCGCAUGGUGCUGGGCAAGAACCACGUCUUCCGCUUCAACCACGCGCCCCCCCCGGAGCCAGUGGACUGGAGCUACGCCCAGCGCGAGCUGCUGCGUGAACAGGGCAUCGACAUUAAGCUUGAGAUGGAGAAGCGGCUGCAGGACCUGGAGAACCAGUACCGGCGUGAGAAGGAGGAGGCUGACCUGCUCCUGGAGCAGCAGAGGCUGUAUGCAGACUCAGACAGCGGGGACGACUCGGAGCGGCGCUCGUGUGAGCAGAGCUGGCGCCUGCUGUCGGCACUGCGGGAGCAGCUGCCAGCGCCCUCGGUGCAGGGCAUUGUGCGGCGCUGCGGCCUGCCCAGCAGCGGCAAGCGGCGCGCCCCACUGCGUGUCUACCAGAUCCCAGCGCGGCGCCGGCCCCCCAAGGCCGCGCCACCUGGCCUGCCCGAGCUGCAGCUGCAGGCCGUCAAGGAGGUGUGCUACGAGGUGGCACUGGCUGACUUCCGGCACUCGGGAGCUGAGGUGGAGGCGCUGAGCGCAGCACGUCUGCACGAGCUGUGCCGCCGCCAUGGCCUGCGUGACCCCGCCGAGCACCAGAGCUGGCAGGCUGUGGCCCGGGACGUGUGGCGCACCGUGGGUGGUGGGCCCGAGGUCCCCUGUGGCACCGGACCCGAUAUGGCAGGGCUGCGGGCCCACAUCGACCAGCUGACUGGCAUCCUGCAGGACGUGCGGCUGCAGAAUGACCUCAAGGACGAGGAGAUUAGGGCGCUGCGUGACCGCGUGCUGCGCAUGGAGCGUGUCAUCCCCCUAGGCCAGGUGAGGUGCGGCUUGGGACCCUGGCAUCCUGGCCCCAGACUCGCCAGAUCCACGUAGAACCCAAGUGUCUGG
Molecule: messenger RNA, 2783 nt
Organism: Alligator sinensis (Chinese alligator)
Lineage: Eukaryota; Metazoa; Chordata; Crocodylia; Alligatoridae
Product: kinesin-like protein KIF1C
Biological process (GO): cytoskeleton-dependent intracellular transport; microtubule-based movement; vesicle-mediated transport
Cellular component (GO): dendrite; microtubule; axon
Molecular function (GO): microtubule binding; ATP hydrolysis activity; ATP binding
Source: RefSeq, a predicted model, not a curated record